Messenger RNA from Papilio machaon (common yellow swallowtail), 957 nucleotides. RefSeq names its product TP53-regulated inhibitor of apoptosis 1. NCBI's taxonomy places the organism in Eukaryota, Metazoa, Arthropoda, Insecta, Lepidoptera, Papilionidae. The transcript is spliced from 2 exons. The record is from RefSeq and is a predicted model, not a curated record. The coding region runs from base 142 to 387 and encodes 81 amino acids.
ACUGUCAAAUAUAUCUAAUUUUUGGUAAGACAAAUGUCAUCAAGUUAUUUUUGAGGUUAAUUUCGUUUCGUAUAGUACACGAUUUAAUAAACUUACCUUAUACUCUUCGAUAGAACACUAAUUUAUUGAUUGAUCCUAAACAUGAAUAGUAUAGGCGAAGAGUGUACCGAUUUAAAGAAAAAAUAUGACGACUGCUUCAAUAGUUGGUUUUCAGAGAGAUUUUUAAAAGGCGAUCAUGACGAUUCUGUGUGUUCUGGUAUUUUUAAAGUUUAUCAAGAUUGCGUAAAGAAUGCCAUGAAACAGCAAAAUAUUGACUUUAAGGAAAUUGAUAAGGACGUUCUGGGCACUGAUAAUGAAUUCAAAGCACCACCAACGGAAAGCAGUUGACACAAAUACAGUGUUAUGUGCACUUUCACCCCUAUUAUGAAUUGCGUAUUUAAAAACGGGGAUAUUUUUAAGUGUCAAGAGUAAACAGUGUAUUAAUUUAACAGAAAAAACAAUGUAAUACAAAGUAAUUGUUGAUGAACUUCUAAUUUUGUGUUAAACAUUUUAAAAAUAUGUCUUAGUCAAAGGCUUUGAAUGUUAUUACAAAAGUGUAGAUUAUCAUUUUAACAUGAUAGUAUUUUCUUUGCUGUUAUUAUUAGAAUUAAUUGUGGUGGCUAUGCAUUAGUUAUUUGAAAGUGAACAUUUAGUAGACAAAAUUAUAUUGUUUUUUUUUUUGGGUAAUUAUCAUUAGCUGACUAUAUGUCCCCACUGAGUGGCUUGGAGCUUACCCUAACUUAGGGUUGAUAAUGCUAAGGCUAAAUCAUUCCAUUUUAUUAAGAUAAAAGUGAUGCACUAAUAUAGUACCAUCUUUGUAACCUGUUACUGGAUUGUUCCUGCUUUACAUAUGUAAAAAUUUACAUUUAAUAUUUUGUAAUAGUCAAGCUUGGAAAUGAAUUGUGGUAGUAAAUGAUU